AUGCAUUUCACCAAGGCCACCAUCAUCGCCGUUGCGGCUCUCCUCGCCCAGGGCUUUGCCAUGCCCCUCGACGCCCGCAGCGAGAGCUGCACCGAUGUCAUGACCCAGUGCAAGGCUCAGCCCGACCCGAACAUGUCUUACUGCGCCUCCCAGGCCGCCGGCUGCUGCGACAAGAAGGACAGCGCCUGCCGUACUGCUCCUAACGCCAACAUGUCUUUCUGCUCCUCCGAAAAAUCGAAGUGCUACACCGACGCCAACCUCCCCGACCCCUACGGCUCCCAGAAGCGCGCCGAGAAGUGCUCCACCAAGGACUGCUGCGACCAGCAGGACUCCGCGUGCCGCGUCGGCCCUGGCGCCAACAUGUCUUUCUGCAGCUCGCAAAAGAGUUCGUGCUAUGCGGACGCUGGCCUUCCCAACCCCUACCCCAAGCGUGCCGCCUGCACCGACAAGGCUUGCUGCGAUGACGCCGACAACAAGUGCCGCACCGCUCCCGGCGCCAACAUGAGCAAGUGCUCGAGCGACAAGGCCGCUUGCUAUACCGGCGCUGGCCUUCCUAACCCCUACCCCAAGCGUGCCGCCUGCACCGACAAGGCCUGCUGCGAUGACGCCGACAACAAGUGCCGCACCGCUCCUGGUGCUAACAUGAGCAAAUGUUCGAGCGACAAGAGUGCUUGCUAUGUCGGCGCUGGCCUUCCCAACCCCUACCCCAAGCGCCAGGACAAGUGCACCACCAAGGACUGCUGCGACCAGAAGGACUCCGCGUGCCGUGUCGGUCCCGGUGCGAACAUGUCUUACUGCAGCUCGCAAAAAAGUUCGUGCUAUGCUGAUGCCGGUCUUCCUGACCCCUACGGCCUGAACAAGCGCUCCGACCAGUGCACCAAGGUCAUGACCGACUGCAAGGCCAAGCCUGACCCGAACAUGUCCUACUGUGCCUCCCAGGCCGCCGGCUGCUGUGACGAGGCCGACAGCGCCUGCCGCAGUGCCCCUGACGCGAACAUGUCAUUCUGUAGCUCCCAAAAGGCGGCUUGCUAUACCGACGCCAACCUGCCCAACCCCUACGGCAACUAA
Messenger RNA from Lasiodiplodia theobromae, 1068 nucleotides. Its product is annotated as Cell wall glyco protein. Lineage: Eukaryota; Fungi; Ascomycota; Dothideomycetes; Botryosphaeriales; Botryosphaeriaceae. The transcript is spliced from 5 exons. The record is from RefSeq and is a predicted model, not a curated record. Bases 1 to 1068 code for a protein of 355 amino acids.